GGCAUUAUUCAGGGCAGCAAAAAUCAUCGGGGUCCUCGGUCGAAGGACCUCGCGAGGAGGUAAACAAGCGAUGUUGGGUUAAUUAACGACCAUCCAUCGAUUUUACCGCAAUUAAGUUUGCGUGUGAUCGCGAUGGCAGAAGAUAAUGAGCUGGAAAAGCGUGCAGUGGAGGAGCUCCUCAGGGAGACUGACAGAGCCCGCGUGAGAGCAGAGACCAUGGGCCCUGCAGGAUGGUUGAAAUGUCCUCUGCGAAGCACCAACAAACGCUUCCUCCUCAACACGCUGCGCUCCACCGGCCUGCAGCGCUGCACUGGCGAGCCCGGAGCCGGACACUCCACCGCAAGGGGGCGCCUGAGGAGCGAUUCCCCAGACAGAGGCCGCAGCAGGACGCCUCCCAGAGAUCACAAGAGUAAUGGAGGCCACAUUGAUCAUAAACAUCAUCACAGGGACGGCCGCAGAGACAGAGAUAAGAAGCUGGAUAGAGACAAAGACAGACGCCACGGAGGCGACAGAGAACGGAGACGCACUGAUAGACCGAGCCGAGACAAAGACGCGCACACACACACAAACUCCACGAGUUAAAAUAGCCCAACUGUGUGUGUGUGUGUGUGUGUGUGUGGACUUAAACCUGAGAGGAUCUGCUGACUUUGCUCAGAAUGAGCUACACGAAACUUUAAGUUCUUGUUACACCGGAUUGUAAAGGUGGACAAUUGUCUCUCAUGAUGGGUUCAGUUGCUGCCCCCCUCUCCCCCCAGUAAACUUUUGUCUGAAUAACACAUCCCACACGUUUAUGUUCUUCAUUCUCUUCAUCAUAGUUUGAUGCAGUUAUGCUUCACCCAUAAGAGCAGGCUUUGUUUCAAUCAUAAUGUCAUUACCAUUUUUCUGUUAUUAUUCACUAGCCAUGAUGUUUACAUAGGCCACGCUGCAGUCGCCACUGGGUAAGCACAUGUUAUCGCCUGUCCAACUUUUUGACAUGUAUACACCAGCUAUCACAAAGGGUUUUGUUUGUCAAAGGAGAGAGGAAAAAAACUUUGUUUUCCCGACACUCCUACAUGCGCCUGUGCUUGUGGUUCAGUGGUCUCCAGAGGAUUAUGUGUGGCAGUGAAGUAUUUUAACCCUUUAACACAUACAGUAUUUUCACCUUUUGUAAGGUUUGAGGAUGGGUGGACGUUUGCCGAAGCCUUCAGUGUCCUCUCCAUUUAGCCUCCUUUUUAUUUUUUACUGUUUCACAGCCUUAUAUAAACGCGACAAAUGUCAAGCUCUUUGGCCCUGAUUACACACGGCUCAAUUACAGCCGUGUGUCACUCCUCGCUUAGGCCAUUACAUAAGGGGAAAAAAAAAUCUGCAGCUUGAAAGUUGGCUAAAGUGCAUCUGAGGCGCAUCAUGCUUCAUAAAUCACGUUGUCUCCACUGUAGAGGAGAAUGGCUCUGGUUAACUGUUUCCUUCCUCUUUGAAACAAUAAUCAAAUAUAAACACCAUUAAGCCAUAGUGCAGGCGGUGUUUUGUGUAGAAUUGGUUUACUUGAACUUUAUUGCAUCGCUGAGUGCCCCAUUAAGAUACAGUCGAAAGUGGCAUAAUUGCUUCUGAAGAACUCCGGGCAAAUACGGUCUAUUGAUACACACCAGCGAGGUAAAAGCCCGAUCUUCCUGUAAUUUUUCCUGAAAAAUAAGUAAAUCGCGUUCGUCUCCGCGUUGCGUAAAGGCGACACCGGAGAGCUCGAGGGCUGUGGAGACACGCUCCACGCGCACGGCUGUUAAUUGAGUUCAGUCCAGUCACUCCAGCCUAAUUGAUUUAAUGGCGCGAGCACACGCCGCCGCUGAAGCCUAAUGACCAGCAAACACCGGCGAGAGUGCAGCGAGCGAAGUGGCCGCAUGAGCUCUUGUUUGUUGUCGCCAAGAUACCUGCGUGCGGAGAUCGUGGGUCCAUGCGUGCGAAAUGGUGUUAAAUGAUGCAUUUACAAAAGUAUAAUGGGCGCGUUUUAAACGUUAGAGGGGGGGAAAGCAGAUAAAUGAAAAAAGUGGGCUGUGUGUGGUGUUUGAGCUUUUCGCCAGAGUUUCCAAGACAACUGUUUCUCCAUCCACGUCUCUUAUCUGGCGGGUCAACCAAUGUUUGCGCCCAUACGUAUCGAUUUAUCAACCUUAGUGUGCACACGAGAGAUAUAUCCAUAUAAAAUGUCGAUGGCUGUGCUGUUUGAGGACAAUCCAGCUUGCCUUGCGUGAGAUUCGUGCUCCUUCCAGACGCUCUUGAUUAAUAACUCCCUCUUUUGCCCCACAUGUGGAAGGAGCAGUUGCACGGUCACCUGUUUUUGUUGUUGUUGCUGCUGCUGCUGCUGCUGUUGGGGUCAGACACAGGUGGAUGCCAGGUAAACCUUGCGGUAUUUACAGAGUACCAUUGAUUUACGCGCUCUUGUUCAGUUGGCUGGGAAAAAAAGCUCACAGAGCUGCAGAAUAUCCUGGAAACUGGGAGCUAUCGGCCUGCCGUUUUUGAGCAAAUAGUGAAACCAAUGGCUUGGGCGCUACAGGAUCACAUGGUGGCAGAGUGACACACCUGUGUGGAGCAGUAAGGGCCUCGCAGUUGCGCCUGAGGCAGGUAGGGCUGAAGGUUUACGCUGAGGUAGGGCGCAGGUUACGGUGCGUGUGUGUGCGCAAACGGCCCCCCUGCAGACACGGGUCCUCGCCAGCCAUGAAUCGGGAAGAUCACUUUUAUCCCUCUCAGGUUUUUAAAGACUCCUGCGCGUACCAGAGAUCACAGGGUGAUGACUACAGCCACAGCAGCCCGCCACCCUGCCUCUACAUGAGCAGGCAGGUCCACUCCGUCUACACACCGCCGUCCAUGGGAGCCUUGGAGCAGGCCGGCCUUCCUGACAUUGCUACCACUUACAGUUUGCCGAGUAUGCGGGAGGAACCUGGCGUACCCCAGCUCCUCCACCACCACCAGCACCAGCAGCAACAGCAGACGCUCCAGCCGCCUCCAGGCUACAGUGACCCCGUGGAACAGAGCAGAUAUCACCUGCCAUUCCCCUGGAUGAAAACCACUAAAUCCCACUCACACACCUGGAAAGGACAGUGGGCAGGGUCAUACGUGAUGACUGAGAAUGAAGAAAACAAACGCACGAGGACUGCGUACACGCGCGCCCAGCUGCUGGAGCUCGAGAAGGAGUUCCUUUUCAACCGCUACAUCUCGAGGCCGAGGCGCGUGGAGCUGGCGCUGACCCUCAGCCUCACCGAGCGCCACAUCAAGAUCUGGUUCCAGAACAGGCGCAUGAAGUGGAAGAAGGAGGAGGACCGGAGGAGGGCGAGGGGGGCCGACCCCGACCAGGACUCCUCCAUCACCUCUGGAGACCAGGGGGAGGCCGCUGGAGGGGUUUCCUCCUCAAACGGACCACACCCCACCACACCCCCCGUGUCCCCUCUGCACGGUCUGUCUGCCUCCGGCUCCAGAGAGAGCGCAUAGAUCCAGCGGAUAUAUUUUUAAGACUUUAAGAUUUUUAAGACUCAGACCUGAACUCAUAUUUAAGGGAUCAUUUUAACUUUGACUGAAACUCAAAUCCAAGUUUUAGGAAACAUGUACAUAUAUUUUUUUUCUGAAAAGAUUGAUGGUAUUUAGGGGUGGGGGGAUAUUUCUGUAAAGUGCUCGUUUACAGGGACCCUUCAGAAAUUUCUCUUGGACCACCAUAAGCCCCCUGACUGGAGUCCACAGUCUGUUGAUUCAGGACUUAUUUACUGACGUUUCUUCAUCGCCAAACAUCCUCUGAGAUAGGUUCAACACCAGAUGGCACGCGGAGACAACAAAUUCACGAACUCCUUUCCCGACA
Molecule: messenger RNA, 3814 nt
Organism: Pundamilia nyererei
Lineage: Eukaryota; Metazoa; Chordata; Actinopteri; Cichliformes; Cichlidae
Gene: pdx1
Product: pancreatic and duodenal homeobox 1
Exons: 4
Coding region: 2683-3453 (256 amino acids)
Biological process (GO): regulation of transcription by RNA polymerase II; type B pancreatic cell differentiation
Cellular component (GO): nucleus
Molecular function (GO): RNA polymerase II cis-regulatory region sequence-specific DNA binding; DNA-binding transcription factor activity, RNA polymerase II-specific
Source: RefSeq, a predicted model, not a curated record